CCCAGCACCUCGCCGCAUUCUCGCCGCCUCUGGGUCCCACUCCGCGCCCUCUCCACGCGGCCCCGAGACCGCCCACCGCGCCGCGGACCGCCCCAACCGCGCCCCGGACCGCCCCAGCCGCGCCCCACCCCGCCUGCCUCCUCCAUCAGGCCCCACCCCAGACCGCUUGCUGUGCCACCGCACAAGAUCCCCGUGCCCGGAGCUAGCGCCACGGACCCGGCUACCGAUCCAGCUGGUUGAACCAUGGCGACAACUCCUGCCAGUGCUUUCGAGGCCCUCAUGGAUGGAGUGACAAGCUGGAAUGUUCCCAAAGACCCCAUCCCUAGUGAACUUCUUCUUAUUGGAGAGGCCGCCUUCCCGGUGAUGGUGAAUGACAAGGGCCAGGUCCUCAUUGCUGCCUCCUUCUACGGCCGAGGCCGCCUGGUGGUGGUGUCCCAUGAAGGCUACCUGCUGGAUGCUGGCUUGGUUCCAUUUCUUCUUAAUGCAGUGGGUUGGCUCUGUCCCUCACCUGGGGCUCCCACUGGAGUGCACCCAUCCCUGGGAUCACUAGUAAGUAUCCUGCAGGGCUGUGGGGUUCAGGCACAGAUUCAGCCGGAACUGGGGGCCCCCUUGGGGGUUUACUGCAUCAGUGCCUACCAUGAUAAGAUGACUGCAGAGCUGAUCCAGUAUGUGAAACGUGGAGGCGGCUUGCUCAUCGGGGGCCAAGCCUGGUAUUGGGCCAGUCAGCAUGGUCGUGACAAUGUGCUGUCCAGGUUCCCCGGGAACCAGGUGACAAGUGUGGCUGGAGUGUACUUCACCGACAUCUAUGGGGACAGAGGACGGUUCAAGGUCUCUAAGAAGGUACCCAAGAUCCCACUCCAUGUCAGGUGCGGGGAGGAUCUCAGGCGGGAUCAGCAGCAGCUCCUGGAAGGGAUCUCAGAGCUGGACAUCAAGACGGGGGGAGUCCCCUCGCAGCUGCUGGUGCACGGGGCCCUGGCCUUCCCGCUGGGGUUAGACGCCUCACUCGGCUGCUUCCUGGCAGCCGCCCGCUAUGGCCGGGGCCGGGUGGUCCUCGCCGCCCACGAGGGCAUGCUCUGGGCUCCCAAGAUGGGGCCCUUUUUGCUCAAUGCUGUGCGCUGGCUGGCCAGAGGCCAGACAGGCAAAUGUGGGGUGAACGCAGGGCUGAAAAAUCUGUGCGCCCUCCUGUCGGAGCAUGGCCUGGAGUGCAGUCUGCAGCCCCAUCUGACGCGCGACUUGAGUGUCUACUGCUGCAAGGCCUACGGUGACAAGGAGGCCAAGCAGCUACAGGAGUUCGUGGCUGAGGGUGGGGGCUUGCUGAUCGGGGGCCAGGCCUGGUGGUGGGCCUCCCAGAACCCGGGCCGCUCCACUUUGGCCGGUUUCCCUGGUAACGUCAUCCUCAACCGCUUUGGCCUCAGCAUCCUGGCUCAGACCCUCGAUCCAGGCUGCUUCCCUGUCCCCACCCCCGAGAUGCGGAGCUACCACAUCCGCACGGCGCUGUGCGAAUUCCAGGCCACGCUGAACCGUGGGGCUGGGAACCUGGAAAAGCGCUGGCUGGCAAAGCUAGGAGCAGACGGUGCGGCCUUCCUACAGAUUCCCGCGGAGGGGGUCCCGGCUUAUGCGUCCUUGCACCGGCUCCUGAGGAAGAUGCUGCGUCUGUCAGGCCUCCCAGCCGUGAGCCGGGAGCACCCAGUGGCUGGCGAUUCCUGUGAGGCCGCGGUGCUCUGCCUGGCCACGGAGCUGGCACACUCUGGGACUGACUGCUCCCAGCUGGUGCGGGAGCUUGGGACGGGGACCUGCGGCUCCCUUCUGGCCCCCUCAGAUCAGCCCAUCACUGUGGAGAUCGAUGGCAGCAACCCAGGCAACGGGGACUGCUGGGUGAGUACCGGGCUCUACCUCCUGCACGGACAAAGUGCAGAAGUCUCGCUGUCCGAAGCUGCGGCCUGCGCCGGUCUGAAGAUACAGGUUGGCUGCCACACUGAUAACCUGACCAAGGCCAGAAAGCUGUCCCGAGCCCCUGUGGUGACUCACCAGUGCUGCAUGGACAGGACCACGCAGUCGGUCUCCUGCCUCUGGGGCGGCCUCCUCUAUGUCAUCGUGCCGAAGGGCAGCAAACUGGGCCCCAUACCUGUCACCAUCAAGAGGGCCGUGCCCGCCCCAUACUACAAGCUGGGUAAGACAUCGGUGCAGGAGUGGAAGAACUGUGUCCAGGAGAGCCUGGCUCCCUGGGGAGAGCUGGCCACAGAUAAUAUCAUCCUGACGGUGCCAACAGCAGACCUCCGUACCCUAGAGGACCCGGAGCCUGCACUCCACCUCUGGGACGAGAUGAUGCAGGCGAUAGCCCGGCUGGCAGCCCAGCCUUUCCCUCUCUGCCGUCCCGAGAGGAUUGUUGCCGACGUGCAGAUCUCAGCCGGCUGGAUGCACUCAGGAUACCCCAUCAUGUGCCACGUGGAGUCAGUGCAGGAGCUCAUCAAUGAGGCAGGCAUGAGGAGCGGGGGUCUGUGGGGACCCAUCCAUGAGCUGGGUCACAACCAGCAGCGACAAGAGUGGGAGUUCCCCCCACACACCACUGAGGCCACCUGCAACCUCUGGUCAGUCUAUGUGCAUGAAACGGUCCUGGGCAUCCCCAGGGCUCAGGCCCAUCCUGCGCUGAGCCCUCCAGAACGAGAGAAGAGAAUUAAAACACACAUAAGAAAGGGAGCCCCACUGCACGACUGGAAUGUGUGGACAGCUCUGGAAACAUACCUACAGCUCCAGGAAGCCUUUGGGUGGGAGCCAUUCACCCAGUUAUUUGCUGAGUACCAGACACUCUCUGGCACCCCCACAGACAAGGCUGGCAAGAUGAAUCUGUGGGUGAAGAAGUUCUCAGAAAAGGUGCAGAAGAAUCUGGCUCCAUUCUUUGAGGCCUGGGGCUGGCCUGUCCAGAAGGAAGUGGCCGCCUGCCUGUCCUGUCUGCCUGAGUGGCAAGAAAACCCCGUGCGGGUGUACGUGCAUCCUCAGGUAUAAAGGAUGUGCAGCAAGGCAGUGGGGGGGGGUGGGGGUGGGGGUGGGGAGGAACGAUCACUCGCCAAGGCCACCACCCAUGUUUCCAGCUUAGCUUCUUGAGCCUGAGCCCCACAUCUCAGGAAGCUGUCUUCAGGAAGGCAGCUAAGGUCAUAAGACAAAAUGACCCCAACUUUCUCAGGAAAAUGCCCUUGUUACUAUUUCCCUGGUCAACCGACUUGCUUCACCACCCUCCUUCUCCAGCAGAGGACCUUUCAUCUGCGCAUCUUGAGGUCCCGCAGGCUCGUGGCUUCUACUUUUGACCAACAGUUCUAACGACUAUGGGUUACCAUAACAAUCUGACAUCACUCCCUCACCCCUGCCAGCCUUGAACAUGACUGUAAAUUUCUUAUGCUUUGGGAAGCUUUCUAAUAGCAAGAGAGACAGGCUGGUAUAGAGAGCCCUGGACUUGUUCGGUUCUGCGGGAAAUCUCUUCAACUCUCUGUGCUUCUGUAUUCUCAUCCACGACUUGGGGAUAAAAGUCCACUGUUUGAUAAUGGUGAACAUGUUCAUCCACUGCAAAAUGCAUACACAUGCAAGGGCAUUCUUCAGCUUUUGCCAGGUCCCAUGGUGGCCUGGCCUGUCUAUCCAAUCUUGUGUGGACAACCUGAAGACUGAAUCCCACCUCAGAGUUGGCCACUUGAGGCAGGCAUGCAGUCUCUGUGUAAGACUAUGUAAUGAGUACAGGUGUUGUUUCCAGACAUGGUGAUGAUAGUUACUGAGAUCCUAGCCUGUCUUACGUCCUUUCUCCCACCUCUAGAAGGACUCGUGGGUAUGACCUAACCCAAAGAGUGGUAUAAAUUCAAGUAAGAUGGUAUAAAUUCAAGCUCAAUGUUACAAAGCCACUUGGUCCUUUUGGUUAGUUCCAUCUUCUAGUACUUUUGUUUCAACCAAAAGUAAAGUCACAGUAGUAACCCCUACCAGGUCCACCAGCCUGUUUGUUCUUAGCACAAAACAGGUGACUGACUCCUCUGAUCACCAAAGAAUCAAGGCGCUGUCCAGUGAUAACAACAGCUGUACUGAAUGAAAAGUCUGUGUGUGACAGCCUUUACUCAGGAGCAGGAUUACUGGAUGCAGCAGACCAAAUUAACCCUGAGCUUUCUAAUAAUGCAUUCCAGCCCAUCCCAACUCUUUGGCUAGGUGGAGUUCUAAAUGGAGCUACAUCUCCAGGAUUAAUGGGGUGUGGCCAUUUUUCUCUAGCUUACUUUUAAACCAUAUUUUGUGGUUUGAAUAUCAUUCCAUGAACUGUGUUCAGAGUAGAGUAGCUCUUCCAAAGAAGAACUGACUUAGGAAAUGUCUUUUUUGAAUCCCAUCCUCCUCCUCCUGAUUCUAGGAUAAUUUCCUUUUAUUUCACUACUAUAUUUUCUCAGGUGCUUUUCACAUGAAAGGUGCUCAAUAAACAUUUGUGAGUUCAAAGAACAGUAGUGACACCCAGCUCACAAUGAGCAAUCAGUACGUGCAGGCACUGUGUGGGGUAUUUAAUGUGAGUUAUCUCAUGGAAUUUACACAACAGACCUUUGAAGUAGGUACUAUUAUUAUUCCCAUGUCAAAAAUGAGGAGACAGAUACUAAGGAAUAUUAAAUAACUUCUGAAGUCACCCAGAUAAUAAGAGGAAAAGUCAGGACUUGAGUGAAACCCCUGGCAGUGAAAAACUCCUCCAUGAAAGAUUUAGAAUUUAAACAAAAAUCUACCUAGAAAAUGGAAGUUCAACAAACUUCUGACUUACUUCAUGUUAACUACUGAAUUUUUACUAAAUAUCAAAUUUAACCUCCAAAAAGUAUUGGUACCUGAUUUUCUGGUUGUCUCAGCAUGUGACUAGUUAGCUUCCAUAUAGGUAGAGAAAGGAGUUGAACCCAAGAAAUUCAACUCCAGAACUGGUAUUCUUAUCCAUGAUGUUAAGGAAGACUGCAUGGAUGGAUAAUACCGGCUUUAAGAGGCUGCCACAGAACACCAACAAUGAAACAACAGAAAGAGAAAUCAAGGAAUCUAUGCCAUUUACAAUUGCACCAAAACCCAUAAAAUACCUAGGAAUAAAUCUAACCAAAGAGGUGGAAAAUCUAUACACUGAAAACUACAGAAAGCUUAUGAAAGAAACUGAAGAAGACACAAAAAAAUGGAAAAUGAUUCCAUGCUCCUGGAUAGAAAGAACAAAUAUUGUUAAAAUGCUGAUACUAUCCAAAGCAAUCUACAUAUUCAAUGCAAUCCCUAUCACAGUAACACCAGCAUUCUUCAUAGAGCUAGAGCAAAUAAUCCUAAAAUUCGUAUGCAACCAGAAAAGACCCCGAAUAGCCAAAGCAAUCUUGAAAAAGAAAACCAAAGCAGGAGGCAUCACAAUCCCAGACUUCAAGCUAUACUACAAAACUGUAAUCAUCAAGACAGUAUGGUACUGGCACAAGAACAGACACUCAGAUCAAUGGAACAGAAUAGAGAACCCAAAAAUGGACCCACAAACAUAUGGCUAAUCUUUGACAAAGCAGGAAAGAAUAUCCAAUGGAACAAAGACAGUCUCUUCAGCAAGUGGUGCUGGGAAAACUGGACAACGACAUGCAGAAGAAUGAACCUGGGUCACUUUCUUACACCACACACAAAAAUAAACUCAAAAUGGAUGAAAGACCUCAAUGUAAGACAGGAAGCCAUCAAAAUCCUCAAGGAGAAAACAGGCAACAACCUCUUUGACCUCAGCCACAGCAACUUCCUACUCAACACGUCUCCGGGGGCAAGGGAAGCAAAAGCAAAAAUGAACUGCUGGGACCUCAUCAAAAUAAAAAGCAAAGGAAACAAUCAGCAAAACUAAAAGGCAACCAACGGAAUGGGAGAAGAUAUUCGCAAAUGACGUAUCAGAUAAAGGGUUAGUAUCCAAAAUCUAUAAAGAACUUACCAACUCAACACCCAAAAAACAAAUAAUCCAGUGAAGAAAUGGGUAAAAGACAUGAAUACUUUUCCAAAGAAGACAUCCAGGUGGCUAACAGACACAUGAAAAAAUGCUCAA
Messenger RNA from Acinonyx jubatus (cheetah), 6028 nucleotides. RefSeq names its product TRPM8 channel associated factor 2 (gene TCAF2). The transcript has 8 exons. Gene Ontology annotation, biological process: negative regulation of anion channel activity. Bases 244 to 3003 code for a protein of 919 amino acids. Lineage: Eukaryota; Metazoa; Chordata; Mammalia; Carnivora; Felidae. The record is from RefSeq and is a predicted model, not a curated record.